Fusarium sp. VM40 is the source of this 2379-nucleotide messenger RNA. NCBI's taxonomy places the organism in Eukaryota, Fungi, Ascomycota, Sordariomycetes, Hypocreales, Nectriaceae. The record is from the annotation of a GenBank genome assembly.
AUGGAGGGCUCGGUCGAGAUGCUCUGCCUUCACAGGAUCUUUCCUGAUUUCCAGGGUCCCAUUGCCCUCCAGGACCCUGGGUCCUUUCACGGCUACCCGUCCUCGGAAACAGCCCUAACUACAAUUUCCGAUAAGUCACAAACGGAUAUCCAAACAAGCGAGGACCAGCCCGAAUUGGUCGUUGCCAACCUGGACAAUAUACCCGAGUCUCGCAACCGAAUCUUUAAAGAUGCCUUCAAAAUCGAUGCGCCACGGGUGACUGAGGAUAAAGCUGCCAUGAGGUCCUUUAAGUCUGUCAUUGGCAAGCCACGCGAAUACCCAAACGAACAUGCGACAAAAGAGAGCAUGAGUGAGCAUAUGCGGGACGCACGACGACAGGCUGGCUUGGGUGUCGUCUGGAGCCACUUCAACCGAACGCUUCCAGAGUGGGAAGUGUGUUUUAGCCUGAUGAAGCAAACGACACCGCAAUGGAGUGAACGGGCCAGCAUGUCAGCCGUAAGGAUCGUGCUGCCAAAAUCGUGGGAUAUCGAAGUCAACAACCAGAAUCUCGAAUACGUCGACUCCGCAACGGGUGUCCUUCAGAAGCUACGAGCGGCGGUGGAUAGAAACCCUUCUGCCAUUGUGUUACGUGGAAAAAGCAAGAUCUUGGUCAAGGUGGCCGAUGAGAUUGUGCGACAUUGCAAAGAAGCUGAAAUCUAUGAACUGGGAGAAGUUGCGAGCUCGGAUUAUAAGACACGACAACUGUGGCCGACUAUCGAGAAUGCUCCCAACGGAGGUGCCUCGCUCCCGGAAGACCACAACGACAACAUUUGGGUGCAUAAAGAAUACCAACCACACUUGAUUGCGGUGCCAUAUGAGAGGAUCCCACGGCCUGCGGUAUGGACACGAGACAACCUCGAACACUAUGUUGCAACGUUGUGCUACGGCAAACUAUCUGCACACCUGGCCAUCCCCUUCUAUGGCGAGCGGCGCCCAAACGGUAGGUACAUCGACACGGAUGGUGUUAGGAUCAAGCUCAUCCUUGAUGCUAUUGAAGAUCCCACAGCUAGACCGUUCAUCACGGUUUCUAUUCUCAAAAUGGCCAUAUCCAUGAUUGCAUUUCGGGGUGGACAUCGUGCCUCUGCCCAACGGCUUGUACAAUACGGCGAGGAAUGGGGAAUCCCCAUGGACACCGAUAUUUAUAACAUCAUGCUUGAGAGCUAUGUCCACAAGCGUGACAUUGGCUUCUUUUACGGUUUCCUUCGCAGAAUGCGGGCACGGUAUUACCAACCUAACAUUCGAACCUGGCUUCUCUUUCUCCAACUGAUCAAAGGAGAGGAUGAAAGGAGACAGGUAAUCGUGGCCAUGUACCAACUCGGAAUGUUCAACCACGCUGCUACACGUCGUGGUAUUGCUGAUGCAAUGGCCUCUAUCGAUGCAUAUGCUGCUUUCAAAGCUGGCAGAUCUUUAAAGGGCUUCAUGGCUGACCAAAAUGAGCGUUAUGGUGAGGGAUGGUUGGCAAUUGAUGGUCUCAACAGCAUCGUCACCCAGCUGCUCCGCUUCCACCGCCCGGAAGAUCCCCGAAUUGAAGACUGCAAAACAUUAGUGAACAUACACAUUGAUGCAGGCCAUCAUAUUGAGCUUAGGACAAUCAACAUCCUCCUAAAACAAGCAGCAAUGAAUCGAGAUUGGGACAUUGCUCUAUGGGUCAUGUCGCUAUUCAAAAAUGCCGGCUGCGAGCCUGACCAAGAAACGUAUGCUACUCUUAUAUUCCUCGCCAUCAGAACACGCGCGCCGCAUGCUCUGGGAACUGUCUACUUCUACGGUGUUCUUCACCGGAAACUCAAGAUGGGCUCGAGACAGAUGUUGAGCAAGGUGCUCCUCCGUACGCACGGCGACUCCUUUUGGAACAAAUUCCAACACCAGCCUGGCAUCCUCCCCUGGCAAUCCAUCCCUGAUCUCUACAAACACAAGAUCCCUCGCCUCUGGGCCGUCAUGUCCCGCGUAGAACGUCUCGUCCUCGACAAAUGGGAAGGCUAUAUACCCGUCAAGCCCCUCGAGCGUUCUGUCGAACUUGCCUAUCGCUCCAACGACCUGCCCAUGCAAUUCCAGGUCCGCAACCGCAAACCAAUCAAAGUGCGUGAUCUCGCCGUCAAGCUUCGCAGAUUAGACGGUGAACCGGGAAAUAUCAACGUCAGUCUUAAAGGUCGUUUCGAUCCGGCACGCAUGGUUGAGGACUGGGAGCAUGCCAAGGCGGACCCUGAUCAGUUUACUGAUCUAGGUCGAGACGAUCGUGAAAGCUGGCCUGAUAUCGAUCCUCCAGAGCAAUUAUCAGCAGGUGAUAAGCCGGCGUCUGAACACAGAGACGACGAUGCUGAGCACAAUCUGCCGGGGAAGUAA